Messenger RNA from Homalodisca vitripennis (glassy-winged sharpshooter), 445 nucleotides. RefSeq lists its product as uncharacterized. Lineage: Eukaryota; Metazoa; Arthropoda; Insecta; Hemiptera; Cicadellidae. The record is from RefSeq and is a predicted model, not a curated record. The coding region runs from base 122 to 427 and encodes 101 amino acids. The transcript is spliced from 2 exons.
GAUAGCCCCGUCUAAAAUUAUUACCACCUACAUGAAUAUAAAUUACUCUUAAAUCUAGACCUACAUAACUUAACAAACGAUACUUUAUGUCUAAAAUUUUCCCUCCAGGACAGCGUUCAAGAUGGCCUCCCCGAGAGACACAUUCCUUACUUGCGUAUCUCAUGUGCGAGUCACCUAUCAACAGUACAUGGUUGAAGACACUGCUUUCACUGCUGUCCUGAGGGUCAGGGGAGGAAGAGCAAGGCUUAGGCGAGUGUCGACCGUGUCCAACUCAACCAGUAAAGUGUCGUCUACGGAGACACGCCUCCGCCUCGCCAUGGUCUCAGCCCGCCCCAGGUCUGCUCAAUAUAAAACAAGCCAUCAACAAACAACAUUCAGCAAUUCGCUUGACCUAGUGAUAGGAGGCAUUUUUGUGUCAAUAUAUUAAAAACUAACCUAAGUAAUA